Messenger RNA from Salmo salar (Atlantic salmon), 1518 nucleotides. RefSeq names its product lipopolysaccharide-induced tumor necrosis factor-alpha factor homolog. Gene Ontology annotation, cellular component: nucleus; cytoplasmic side of late endosome membrane; cytoplasmic side of lysosomal membrane. The record is from RefSeq and is a predicted model, not a curated record. Gene Ontology annotation, molecular function: zinc ion binding. NCBI's taxonomy places the organism in Eukaryota, Metazoa, Chordata, Actinopteri, Salmoniformes, Salmonidae.
UUCAGUUUCUCUCUCUCUCUCUCUCUCUCUCUCUCUCUCUCUCUCUCUCUCUCUCUCUCUUCAGUUUCUUUGUCCCUUGAGGAAGUAGCAGCUCUUAUCUUUAGCUCCACAGUACCUUGUCUCCUCCAGGGCUCCAGACAGGGCGACACUCCCCUACCCCGACAGUAUGGAGAAUGGUCAGCAGUAUAGAAGUCAGUAUGGAUCCCCCCAGCACAUCCCAGCUCCCUCCUACCCCAUCCCCCCAGCGGCCUACGGCGUACAGGGAGGUGACAGGGGUGGAGCCUACCCCCCUCAGCCUGGCUUCCAGAGAGGUGACAAGGGUGGAGCCUACCCCCCUCAGCCUGGCUUCCAGAGAGGUGACAAAGGUGGAGCCUACCCCCCUCAGCCUGGCUUCCAGGGAGGUCCCCAAGCAGGCAUGUACCCACCACCUCCCCAAUACGACAUGGGCAUGGCACAACCUACAAAUCCCCCUGGGGUAACCCAGGUGGUGAUGCAGCAGCCGCUGCUAAGAGACGUACCCGGCCAGAUGACGUGUCCCCACUGUCAGGUCCAGGUUCUGACAGAGACCACACACGUCGCCGGGUGUCUCGCCUGGCUCAUCUGUGGAGUCCUCUUCUGCUUCCUGUGCAUGAUAUUCUCUUGCAUUCCGUUCUGUGUUGACUCCUGUAAGGACGUAGAACACCGCUGCCCCAACUGCAAGACAGUGAUCUACAUCCACAAACGCAUGUGAACAGACCUAGACCUGCCACCUGCCACAAAGUGAUCCACAUGCACAACUAGCCCAACCCCGGCCCACAGACACUUCUGCCACAAAGUGAUUCUUACCUAUAUUCAUCUAUUCCAGUAGUGUUGAUCCUCUUAGGGAAACUGCAAACCCAGUUUAAUGCACCAGGAUUGGAAAGACAAAUCACUACUGCAGUACCAGCUUUUCAUCUACUGGGAAUGUGUGACAGGGUAUUAUUAUAGUCAUAAUUUACUAUAUCGUAAAAAUUCAUGAAAACAAAAUGUGCUUCUUGGUCUUAAUUUCAGGUUAAGGUUAGGUAUUAUGGUCAGCAGUGUGGUUAUAUUUGAUGACUUUGUAGCUGUGCCAACUCUACAGAGCUGCCUCCAGGGCAAGAUUCAUGACAAUAAAUGCCAACCUGCCCCUAAUUAGGGGGAACAGGUUAAAGAGUAGACAGCCAUACAAAUGUACGUGCAAAGACCACGUUUAAUAGGUUUUUAUACUAAUUGUAAUGAAGUUUUCAAUUAAAACAGAACGUAUUGUUCUUUGCAAUGAAUAACGGUCAAGUUAGUCCCACUGUAGCUCAGUUGGUAGAGCAUGGCGCUUGCAACGCCAGGGUUGUGGGUUCGAUUCCCACGGGGGGCCAGUAUGUAAAAAUGUAAUAAAAAUGUAUGCACUCUACUGUAAGUCGCUCUGGAUAAGAGCGUCUGCUAAAUGACUUAAAUGUAAGUUUAUUGAUUGGUUGUUUGCUUUAAAUGAUUGAUGAAUAACAAGGAUUUGAAUCAUCUCAAUAAUGA